Aspergillus sclerotioniger CBS 115572 is the source of this 548-nucleotide messenger RNA. RefSeq lists its product as uncharacterized. The transcript has a single exon. The coding region runs from base 215 to 514 and encodes 99 amino acids. The record is from RefSeq and is a predicted model, not a curated record. NCBI's taxonomy places the organism in Eukaryota, Fungi, Ascomycota, Eurotiomycetes, Eurotiales, Aspergillaceae.
AGGCGCUUCAAUAUUAAUCUUAUCACUCUACCCUCCUCCAAGGUCCAUGUCCUCCUCUUCCCCUUCCCCAUUGUCAAUUUUCCUCUCCCAUUGAACAAGUACACAACUGGUGGCAAGGGAGUCGGACGGCAAACCUUAUUGCCUGAAAAGCCCCGUGCCGACCGCCCUGAUCGACCAGUGGAACGCCCCCGGCGAUCCAGUCAAACCACGCCCCAUGAUUUGCCAUCGACUUAUCGCGCUCGUCUUUGAAACUUUUGCCCCCCCGAGGAUUCAUGCCUGUUGGUCCCGGGUUUCCGGGUCUCCAAGGGGGUUCUUCUCCCACUCCGUGCAGAUUUUAUCCUGGACCUUUUGCGUGCUCAUCGGAACCACUCAUCCGGUUUGCCCCCGUCUAGACUUCUCCCGGUCCCCUCCUACCGUGGGGUCUAGCGUGUCUGCCACACCUGGACCCGCUCAUGUUGAGGAGGCUCUCACAGCUGACAGAAAAUCGUUGGGGAUCGAAAGCACUCAUGUAUGAAAAGAGAAAAGUAGGGGCGUAGGUAUGAGGUGAG